CACAACUAAAACAAAAGCAGCAACGAUGCUUUCCCAUUUGUCUCAUACCUCUUCCUCCUCCAUCUCCCUCUCUUUCUCCUCCUCAACCGCCUUCCGCCACCGUCUCCGCCCUCUCUUCCCGUACCCCCCUUUCAAAAUCUUGAAAUUUCAUACAAACCUGCCGUCUUUCUCGACCAACGUUUCGAUGGACUCACCCCGGGCGGCGGGGGGUUUGGGUUCGUCGAUUGAUUCACUCGUCGAUGGAUUGGAGAAACAGAGUUUGAGUGAAGAGAAACGAGUGAAGAUGAGCCUUGAGGAUUUGAACUGGGAUAAUUCUUUUGUUCGCGAGUUGCCCGGCGAUCCUCGUACUGAUGUCAUGCCGCGACAGGUGCUCCAUUCAUGUUAUUCGAAAGUAUCCCCAUCUGUUCAAGUGGAAAACCCUCAAUUAGUCGCGUGGUCUGAAUCAGUUGCAGAAAUUCUUGAUUUAAAUCUUAAAGAAUUUGAAAGACCCGACUUUCCACUUCUGUUCUCCGGGGCAUCUCCUUUAGUAGGAGGAAUAUCUUAUGCUCAAUGUUAUGGAGGACAUCAGUUUGGAAUGUGGGCAGGCCAAUUGGGUGAUGGCCGGGCAAUCACUCUUGGGGAGCUUGUGAAUUCUAAGUCCCAAAGGUGGGAACUUCAGCUGAAGGGUGCUGGGAAGACUCCAUAUAGCCGGUUUGCUGAUGGUUUAGCUGUUCUACGUAGUAGUAUCCGAGAAUUUCUUUGCAGCGAAGCAAUUCACGGUCUGGGAAUUCCAACUACUCGUGCCCUUAGCCUUGUAACAACUGGGAAAUAUGUUACACGUGACAUGUUUUACGAUGGCAAUCCAAAAGAUGAACCUGGUGCGAUCGUAUGCAGAGUUGCACAAUCUUUUCUGCGUUUUGGAUCAUUCCAGAUACAUGCUUCAAGAGGAAAAGAGGAUCUUGAUAUUGUUCGAACUUUGGCUGACUACACCAUCAGGCAUCACUUCCCUCAUAUAGAGAAUAUGAGCAAAAGCGAUAGUUUAUCUUUCUCCACUGGCCAAGAAAAUGAUUCUGUCGUAGAUCUAACUUCAAACAAAUAUGCAGCUUGGGCGGUGGAAGUUGCUGAACGUACAGCUUCUUUAAUUGCAAGCUGGCAGGGUGUUGGCUUCACACAUGGUGUGAUGAAUACUGACAAUAUGAGCGUAUUGGGCCUCACGAUUGAUUAUGGUCCUUUUGGAUUUCUAGAUGCUUUUGAUCCUAGUUUCACCCCCAAUACCACAGAUCUUCCAGGAAGACGGUAUUGCUUUGCAAAUCAACCCGAUGUUGGCUUAUGGAACAUCGCUCAGUUUGCAUCAACUCUUUCAUCUGCCAAUUUGAUAAACGAGAAAGAGGCCGAUUAUGCCUUGGAAAGAUAUGGUACAAAAUUUAUGGACGACUACCAAGCUGUGAUGACCAAAAAGCUUGGACUGCCAAAGUAUAAUAAACAACUCAUAAGUAAACUGCUGAACAAUAUGGCUGUUGACAAAGUUGAUUACACAAACUUCUUUAGAUUACUGUCCAACAUCAAAGCUGAUUCUACAACCCCGGAUGAAGAAUUGUUGGUUCCGCUCAAGGCUGCUUUGCUGGAUAUCGGAAAAGAGCGCAAGGAGGCUUGGACCAGCUGGGUUAAAAUUUACAUCGAGGAGCUAUCCGGCAGCGGAGUUCCAGAUGAGGAUAGAAAAGGUUCGAUGAACUCGGUGAACCCAAAGUACAUCCUGAGGAACUAUCUGUGCCAGAGCGCCAUAGACAUGGCUGAACAAGGCGACUUUGAAGAGGUGAGAAGAUUGCUCAAAGUCAUGGAACGACCAUAUGACGAGCAACCUGGUAUGGAAAAAUACGCUCGUUUGCCGCCUGCCUGGGCUUACCGUCCAGGUGUGCGUAUGCUCUCUUGCUCAUCCUGAGGUUUCUAUAAAGCGUACGCGAGAGUGUAUAUAUAACAUUUACGCUACCUUAGACUUGGUAAUAUGUUGUAUAUCUAUGUUUGCCACGGAGGUCAUCAUCGUUAGGUCUAUCGUUUUUUGUUCGUUACGUCUAUUUUAGAAGGGUGUUAGUAUACAAUUAUACAUUAUAUGUCAAGUUAAAAACGUUAUUCAUAUCGUUUGUUCUAAAUUAGACGUUAUGAAAGGUUAUUGCAUGUUGAUG
Messenger RNA from Cynara cardunculus var. scolymus (artichoke), 2159 nucleotides. RefSeq names its product UPF0061 protein azo1574-like. The coding region runs from base 26 to 1918 and encodes 630 amino acids. The transcript is spliced from 8 exons. Lineage: Eukaryota; Viridiplantae; Streptophyta; Magnoliopsida; Asterales; Asteraceae. The record is from RefSeq and is a predicted model, not a curated record.